Molecule: messenger RNA, 1222 nt
Organism: Juglans regia (Persian walnut)
Lineage: Eukaryota; Viridiplantae; Streptophyta; Magnoliopsida; Fagales; Juglandaceae
Exons: 2
Coding region: 537-1064 (175 amino acids)
Source: RefSeq, a predicted model, not a curated record
GCAUACAUACAAACACACUUGUCACCACAAUUAAAAUCUUUUAUAGCAGUUUAUGUUACCAUUUUGCCCCUUCACUCACACCAAUUCCUAAGCCCCAACUUGUCCAUCAUUCAGAGGUGGAGCUGACAAAGGCGUUUAUAUCAGCAUAAAGCCCCCUUUAAUUGGUUGUUUAUCCGCCAAAGCAGCAUGGUUUUAGUGAAUCUCUCUCUCCCAGAGUUUAAAAUAAUGCUUUUUUUCUAUAAUGGAGUGUGGGAAUCUUGGAGCCUGUUUAUGGUCAAUCACCGAGUCCCAAAGCUGUAAAAGUAGAAUGCCUCUCAAGAAUUACUCGGAUAAAAAUGCAUGAAGAAGUAUUUGAUUUCUUGUACGUAUGACAUCAAAAGCAGAAGCUCCUUGGAAUUCUUUAUAGUGCUAAGGUAGUAAGGUUACAGCUUACAGGCUAGCAGCUACGGAGAACGAGAGAAACAAGGAGGGAAGAGAGAGAGAAUUCAGAGUCUUUUUCAUCUUUUGCAGGCUUGAAACUUGAUCAAGAAAAUCAAAUGGACGAUGAGAACCCACCUCCAGUUUCACGUAAAAAUGGGACCCACGAGGCCCCCAGGGCCGGACCCACGAGGAAGGGCAGGUACACCACCGAUGAUGAUGGAGAUCAGAUCAAGUGUUCUGGCAAGCAUUGCAGAGCAUGCACUGCCGGGUUGGUAGCAGACUGCGUGGCCCUCUGUUGCUGCCCGUUCGCCGUGGUGGAAUUUCUUGCUCUUGCGCUUGUGAAAGUCCCGUGGAUGGUGGGGAGGAGAUGCCUGGGAUUGGGGAGGAAGAAGGGUCAGAGGCCGGAGAUGAAGAGGAAAUGCAGGAGAAGUGAGGGUGACUGCGUGGUGGAGAGGGAUGGGAAUGUGAGAAAGAGGAGGGAAGUGGAGGGAAUGCCAGAAAUUGCAUCUGGGUUUGAUGAAGAAGAGAGAAUGGACAGUGGUAGUGCCAGGUUUGAAGCUGAGAGGGUUUGGCUGGAGCUGUACCAGGUUGGUCAUUUGGGUUUUGGGAGAGUUUCCUUCACCGGCAUUCAAAUCUCUGGGUAAGGCAAUAAGGGAAGGAAACCAAUAUGCAUGGUAAAUACAUUAUUAUUUAUAAGUCUUUGAAGCAUUACCCCCACGACUUUGGGGUUAUUAUAAGUGUUACAUGAGCUCAAGAUUAAGCUUGGCCUUGCUAAUGAAAAUGAAGUGAUUUUCUAUGAUUC